CAUAAUCCUUGAACAAAUUGUUGCAAAGUUAUGAUGACAAUAAUUGUUCUUGUAUUAUGCCUAAUAACUUCAUCAACAUACAUUAUUGAAGGCAGAAAUAAUAAAGAAAAAGUUGGCCUUGCAAAUGUAGCUCCCUUGCCUAUUGGGGGUGUUUAUGAUGUUACCAAAUACCAUGCUGUUGGCGAUGGUUUUGAUGAUACCGAAGAAGGGGAAUCUGCCAAUGCUAUGGGAUUUAUUCAAGCAUGGAGGGCAGCAUGUGAUAGUAGUGGAGUAACAAGAGUAAUAAUCCCUAAAGGGAAUUUUGUAAUUGGUCCAGUUCUAUUUAGUGGGCCAUGCAAAUCAAAGGUUACAGUAGAGAUUCAAGGAACUGUAUUGGCUAACACUGAUAUAAGUCUUUAUCCUGAACCAUUUGUGAUCAUGUUUGAGAAUGUGAAUGAUGUUACACUUACUGGUACUGGUAUUGUUGAUGGCCAAGGGGCUAAACAUUGGGGGAAUAAUGAUUGUUCUGGCAAUAAUGAUUGUGCUCCUCUUCCUACUUCCAUAAAAUUUCACAGGACGAACAACACUUUGGUGGAAGGAGUGAAAUCAAUAAAUCCAAUGUUUUUCCAUAUGUUUGUAAGCAACUGCCAAAAUGUGACGAUACGUGGGGUGAAGUUAGAAGCUCCAUUUAACAGUCCUAAUACUGAUGGAAUACACAUCGGUAGCUCAGAAUUUAUUACCGUUGCUAACACCAUAAUUGGCACCGGAGAUGAUUGUGUCUCUAUUGGUCAUGGUUCUAAAAAUAUUAAUGUUCUUGGUGUCACUUGUGGCCCCGGACAUGGUAUCAGUGUGGGGAGCCUUGGGAAGUACAAAGAUGAGUUAGAAGUAGUAGGGGUGCUAGUUAAGAAUUGCACCCUUAGUGGAACAACAAAUGGUGCAAGAAUAAAGUCAUGGCCAGGGAAUAAGCCUAAUAAAGCUUCAGCAAUCACAUUUGAAGAUAUAAUAAUGGAUCAUGUUAAGAAUCCUAUCAUUAUUGAUCAACAAUAUGGAAAAAAAGCAAGCUCUGAGGCAUCUCAUGUGAAGAUAAGUGAUGUGCACUUCAGAAAUAUAAGAGGAACCUCAGCUACAACAGAAUUGGCGACUUUUGAUUGCAGCCCAUUGUUGCCUUGUACAGACAUUGAGGUUGCUGAUGUUAGCCUUACUUUUGAUGGUAAAGCAGCCAUUCAUAAAAAGCUUCCUCUUACUAAGGCUAUUGGUAGUGUAGUUAAUUGCUUAAAUGCCAAAGUUGUUUUCAAAGGAAAACAUGAUGGAAUUAAUUGUUAGUAAAUAUAAAUUUUUGUACAAAAUUACCUUUUUAUGUUUUCUUUUGAUUAUAAUGAUGGACAAUUAAUACCCAUAAUGGAGA
Messenger RNA from Amaranthus tricolor (Joseph's coat), 1384 nucleotides. Its product is annotated as exopolygalacturonase clone GBGE184-like. NCBI's taxonomy places the organism in Eukaryota, Viridiplantae, Streptophyta, Magnoliopsida, Caryophyllales, Amaranthaceae. Bases 31 to 1302 code for a protein of 423 amino acids. The record is from RefSeq and is a predicted model, not a curated record. The transcript is spliced from 5 exons. Gene Ontology annotation, molecular function: polygalacturonase activity. Gene Ontology annotation, biological process: carbohydrate metabolic process.